ACUUGCAAACCUUUCUCCAAGACAUGAAACUCUGGGGACGAAUACUUUGGACCCUCCUAUGUGGUCCCGGGGGAAGGAGGGGAGCACCCCAGGGCUGGGGCCUCAACUCAUGGAAGUCUCAUUCAUCUCUGCCUGGGAUGUUGAGUGCCACAAGGGUGGUCAGACACUGGACACAGGUCUUUGAGGAAAGAGGCAUCCCAGAGGCUCAGGAAUCCAGUGAGUACAUCGUGGCUCAUGUUCUUGGAGCCAAAACAUUUCAGAGCCUGAAACCAGUACUUUGGACCGAGCCACUGACUCCUAAACAGCUGCAAUGCAUCCAGGAACUGUGUAGCCGUAGGUUACAGAGGAUGCCAGUGCAGUAUAUCCUUGGGGAAUGGGACUUUCGGGGGCUCACUCUGAAGAUGGUACCUCCAGUGUUCAUUCCUCGGCCAGAGACGGAAGAGCUGGUUGAAUGGGUUUUAGAGGAAGUGGUCCAGAGGCCUCCUGCUUUGGUAGCCCAAAGUGGUCCCCUCAUUCUGGAGGUGGGCUGUGGAUCAGGAGCCAUUGCCCUCAGCCUGCUGAGUCAGCUCCCGCAGAGUCGAGUCAUUGCUGUGGAUAAGGAAGAAGCCGCCGUUAGCCUGACUCGUGAGAAUGCUCAGAGGCUUCAGUUGCAGGAAAGGAUUCGGAUCCUUCCCCUUGAUGUAACCUCAGAAGGAUGCUGGACACACCUUUUGCCCUGGGGCCCUGUGGACUUGGUGGUCAGUAAUCCUCCCUACGUCUUCCACAAGGACAUGGGACAACUGGCCCCAGAGAUCUGCAGUUAUGAAGAUCUGGUGGCUCUGGAUGGUGGUGAGGAAGGCAUGGACAUCAUUACCCACAUCUUGACCUUGGCACCCCGGCUCUUGAAUGCCUCUGGAAGCAUCUUCCUAGAAGUGGACACAAGGCACCCAGAGCUUGUCAGCAGCUGGCUUCAGAGCCGGCCUGACCUGCACCUUAGUCUUGUGGCUGUGCGGAAAGACUUCUGUGGGAGGCCCCGGUUCCUGCAUGUCCAGAAGUCUGCACCAUAGCGUGGCUACUCUGAGCAGCUGGCCAGGAUUCCAGCCUGCUGGGUGCCUGGCUGAUGCUGCAUGGAGCGCUACCCACAGGGAGGUCCAGGCAUGGCCCAUGGGUCUAACAAGGAUGGAGUAUUCUUCCUGGAGCAGCAAAGAACAGAAACUUGAGCUGGGUUUCCAGCUUAGCUCUUUCCCUCAGUGUAGCAGGCUACUUGGUGUUCCUGUUGGUGAAAUUGCUGUGAAGAUGUUGGGGAAUGUGGCCAGUCAAGUACUGAGAGAGCAAU
Molecule: messenger RNA, 1315 nt
Organism: Phodopus roborovskii (desert hamster)
Lineage: Eukaryota; Metazoa; Chordata; Mammalia; Rodentia; Cricetidae
Gene: Hemk1
Product: HemK methyltransferase family member 1
Exons: 10
Coding region: 24-1046 (340 amino acids)
Biological process (GO): protein methylation
Cellular component (GO): mitochondrion
Molecular function (GO): nucleic acid binding; protein methyltransferase activity
Source: RefSeq, a predicted model, not a curated record